Molecule: messenger RNA, 4309 nt
Organism: Daphnia carinata
Lineage: Eukaryota; Metazoa; Arthropoda; Branchiopoda; Diplostraca; Daphniidae
Product: titin-like
Exons: 4
Coding region: 121-4029 (1302 amino acids)
Source: RefSeq, a predicted model, not a curated record
UUUUUUUACAAGUUCCAACUGGUGAUUCCCGUGAGUUUCAGUUUUUCUCGUGAGCAAGGUAUCCGCUUGAUCUUGAAAGUCCGCAUUUUGCCGUUGAAAGCGGGAUCAAUUGAACAAAAAAUGGGGAGAUUGAAGUGCUGCUUAUUAUUCGCAGCGAUGACUCUGUCACUGAUCAAAGCCGACGAAGGCUGGAAACGAUUGAUGGACCUCAAUACAGCCCAGGAGCAUCGAUCAGCUCAGUGGGCCAGGAGUAGCAAUCAUGCCGGUGGCAAUCGAGUGCCCUUCGCUCCGGAAGACAUUGCCAUGCCACCACCGUGGCUCUUACCCAAUCAACAGCCUCAAGUGGCUUUCCCCGUUGCCCAGGCGCAAGUCAGGAGCUUCUUCGAAGAAGAGGUGGUAGAAUGGCCACCCCGAUCGGCCAAAAAAUCGAACCAAUACGUCCCGGAGCCAUCACAGCAUCCUCAACCUCCGCCGCAGAUCAUUCACACGACGCUUCAGCCGCCUAGAAGACAAUGGACGGACACGGCUAUUCGUCCCGUACAGCACAUUCGAUUCGAAGCCGAUCGUCCAUCAACGUCGCAACGACCCCAAGCGGAGCCGAAGCCGGCCCCUGCUGUCAAACAACGCGAUCCAGCAGCUGUCACUCAGCAUGUUGUCGACCUGAAAAAAAUACCACCACCACCUGUGGCUCCUACGGUCGAUCUCAAAGAGCCGUACCGUACGGUUGCUGAACCAAAGCCGGAGCAACAUCGACGUCAGAACAAACAGCAACAACAAACGGCCAGUCGCAAAUCCGCUAUCUCUUACGACUCGAGUGAAUACGAUUACGAAGAAGAAGCAGCUGCCAUUUCCAACAGCGCUCAUCAAGACAAGCAAAUGAGCAUCCAUUCUAAAAUGGACGAAUCGGAAGGAGGUCAGAGUUCGUACGACGAGUCGCCAUCGUUGACGUCGGUGGAUGCCAGCAUGUCCGUCAGCGGAGGUCAGGACGAUUUUUACGCGAAGGUAGCGGCUCCUGCUGCGACGCAACGUCGCCACCAGUUCGUCCAGCAGUUCGUCCAUCAACCUGAAUCGCGCCGUCAGCCACAGGCGGUUAGCACCGAAGAGGCAGAUGUGGAACAGCACCAAGCGUUUGAUUAUGGUAAAACAAUUUUCCGCACGCAACUUGGCUCGGGGCAAGUCGGCCGCCAACAUCCGCACGAGUACGAGGGCCAAGUCCAACAGCGGGAAAACGGAAGGCCGUCGACAUACGUGGACGAAGCAACGGAGACGGAACGACAGCAAGCAGCCAAAGCGAAACAAGGCCAGCCAGGUGUGCGGAAGCAACAGCUACGACAGCAGCAGCAGCAGCAGCCAUUAGAGCGAAACACGGCGCCACCAGAAGCGUCCGUUUUCGAAGCCGAACGACCUAGUUUCUUUUCGACGAACCUGCAGGCCUCGCCCAACCAGCGACAGUUCCAGGUCGGCCAACAACACCAUCAGCGGCAGCAGUUGGCGCCUCAACAGCCAGCUGGAGAUUGGCCACCACGCCAUCCGGCGCCGGAAUCGAAUCGCAAGAAUAAGCCGAGGACUCCGUACCGGCCUGAAGAGCAACCAUCGCGCGAGAAUUUUGUUAACGUGCCAAAAUACAAGCCCAGCAAUCCGACCGUUGCGCCGGUGCAACGCUAUCAGGAGGAAGCGGAAGACUUCCAGCGGGAUCAUCAAUCUGAUUUGCAAGCGCCGUAUCAUCAUCAGCAACAGCCUUACAGGCCUGAAGAGGACGGUGUGAAUUACGGUCAACCUGAAGAACAUCACAGGCCGGAAGAGAAUCAUAGACCGGAAGAACAUUACAGGCCGAAAGAGCAUCACAGAACGAAGGAACAUCAUCAACCGAUCUACGACAAUCAAGAACAAGUUCAACACGGGAAGAAGAAUAACGUGCGUCAACGUCGUCCCGAGUCCCGCCCUGGGCCGGAAUCUGAGCCGACUCAGAGCAAUCCUUGGCAUACAAAGCAAGGUCAACCGGAAGGCAAUGCCUACGAUCCUUAUGAGGAACAAAGGCAAGAGCCUCACAGGGAACAACAGCACGUUCAACAUCAUCACGAACCAGAGCAACAGCACGAACAGCAUCAGCCGGAAGAACCCCUGCCGGUUGCGCCCAUUCCAGGACGGCGGCCACCUGGCGGAAGACCCUCAUUCCAACCCGAGGAACAGUUCAAUGGACCUGAAAAUGAUCCAAAAGGAAAUAACGAAAGUGAAUUCGAGGAUUCGCCACCUUUCGUAGCCCCUACGCAAAAAAGACCACAACAUCCUUCACCCAACAGGCCGCGACCUCAUCGCCCUCUGCCUCCACCGCAACGACCCAGGGACGCGUCCAUCGUCACUCAGGGUCUCAACACAUUGAAGAGCCUCGUCGGACUUCAGUCAACGCAACAACGGCUCAGACCACAACCGAAUCCUGACGCACGUCGGCCUGAAAGGCAUCGACGACCGGGUGGAAGGAGGCCACCCCAUCAUCCUUCCGGAAAUUCGUUUGAUAACGGAGGAGAAAUAGGCCGAGUGGACCAAUUGGAUGCCGGCGGAGAUGAGUUCGAUGCGGCUGAUUUGAACAACGCGCCAGUUCAAGCCCGUCACAACGUGCAACCAAUCAAAGAAGAGCCCAUGGAACAUCGCAGCGAUCCCGAUGAUGACAUUCCCGAUUUCCUCCCGCCCGUUAUGUCGUCCACGGAAAGUCCCCUGCGGAUCACAGCGCCACCUGUUCGUGUGACCGAAGCACCUGAACUGCCUGUUCCAGUAUCUACAACGGCCGCACCGGAAGAACCCAAAAGCACGCUCUUCCCUCCAUUCAAUAAGCGCGUCCGUCCACAGCCUCCAUCACCUGCCCAGACGGAGAGUAAAGCUAAUGCGGCUAAAGACAGUUCGGCCGGCCAGCUGAGGAUCACGUCGUACAAGCAACGCAUCGAAGCCAUGAAAGAGCGGGCCAAACUUCGAGAACAACUAGCCCAAUCGAAGAAAGAUGGCGAAUCGACUGCCGAUAAUAUAGCGGAGCCAGUCGUUCCAGUUUCAGUGACUAGCACGUCCACCACGACGGCUAGACCAUCGACAACACGGGCUAAAAUACCACCGAGGAUGCCUGUUAGGAGGCCUGUCACUGCCUCCCCAACGUCUACCAGCAGCACGACCGAGAGUGUUCCAGUAUCUGUAGAAAAGAGCCAAGAAACGAAAGAAUCGAAUUACGAACAAUACAAAAGACGAUUCAAACCAAAGGCUUCGGCCAAUCGACCGGUGAAAGAAGAAGAGCCGGUUACACCAACAGCUGAGGUGGCCCCUGUUCAAGUUGAUGUCCAGGAAGAAGAGCCUUCUGGCAGGAAGAAUCUCUUCGGCAAGAUGCCCGGUAGUCCUUUCGUUCGAAGAAGAAUCCAGCAGAAGCAGCAACGAGAAGAGGAAGAAAGGUUGUUAGCGGAAGACAGUCCUAAACCUGUUGUUAAGGAAGAGGUGGUGGAGAUGCCCAGUAUUCCACCACGACCUAACAAGAGAAUGAGACCAGGGCAAUUUGCUCGUACCACAACAGCUGCACCGAUCAUCGAACCGUCAUUGGAUGAUGAAGAAGAGUCUGGCUCGGUCCUCGCAUCACCUGACCAAUGGCCACCCACAUCGGAGCCGCAGAUUUCUGGUAAAACAGAGACGUCCAGCAUGCCAAAGGCUGAGGAAGAGGCAGAAUCUGCGAAGAUUGAGCUCGUGAGCGUGGCUUCCAUCGCGACAGACAAAGACAUUGAGAAUCCCGAACCACAACCGAUUGAAGAGGAACAGGAUUACCCAACGCAUCAGCAACAAAGUUAUGCUUACGAAUCAGCUGGUCAGCCUUUCUUGGACAAGCCGGACUUGUCCAGCGAACGUGUAGAUAGCAACAUCGAAGAGAAAGAAGAUAAGGAACCCGUUCCAGUUCAAGAAAAGCCGCGUCAUUCGUUCUUCACCAUGGCAACGAACGAUCCCAUUUUGCCUAUUGAAGAGUUGUUGAACAUCCGCGUGAGGGACAACGGCAAAGACAUGUGAUCACUGAACGAUUGAAAAAUUUGCGCACGUAUCGCACACGAACAAAAGAAAAUGGCAGGCCCUUUUUUUUUUGUUUUGUUUUCCAAUUCUUUCGUUCCAGCUGGAUCCCAGCCUUAUUCCCGCUUGUCCACUACCUGCGACCUUAAACUCUUUUCCUGGCCAAUCAGCAAUGCUCCCCCCAUCUUUUUACGCAUCGGUUUGUUCUCCAAACAAACUCGAAUUUCUUUGUUCUAUUAUUGGUUGAUGUCUUUUGUAAAUAAAAACACACUUGAUUAUGCUC